AUGGAAUACAAAGGAUUUUCAAUGCUCGGCUUGGUUACCUCUUUGGGGGCUUUUCUUCUGUCGUUGCAAUCUGUUUGUGGAGAUGUGGCCUAUUCUUUUCCAGAGGAGAUGAAACGCGGCUCAGUUGUUGGGAAUAUAGCGAAAGAUAUUGGACUGGAGGUGGGAAAACUGUCUGCUCGAAAGGCUCGUAUUGAUGCAGACGGGAACAACAAACGGUACUGUGACAUUAAUCUCAGUACGGGAGAUAUCAUUGUUGCUGAUAGGAUUGACAGAGAGGGGCUUUGUGGCAAAAAGGCAUCUUGCGUUUUAAAACAAGAACUUGUUUUAGAGGAUCCUUUAGAGCUCCACCGGAUUAGUGUUCACGUUCAAGAUAUCAAUGAUAAUUCUCCACAGUUUAAAAAAAAUACCAUAAACUUUGAAAUUAGAGAGUCUGCAAUAAAAGGAGGUCGCUAUCGUUUAGAUGAGGCCCACGAUGCAGACAUCGGACAAAACGCCAUCCAGGGCUAUAGCAUUGAAACAAACGACAACUUCAAAUUAAAUGUUAUUGCAAAAAGCGCAGGUGGAAAAUAUAGUGAGUUGGUUUUAGAGAAGGAGCUGGAUAGAGAGCAGCAGCAAGAGCUAUUGAUUGUGCUUGUCGCUACAGACGGAGGCACACCUCAGAGAUCAGGUACUGCAGUCAUUCAUAUCACUGUGCUGGAUGCUAAUGAUAACGCUCCAGUGUUUAGCCAAACCGUUUAUAAAGCCAGUCUUCCCGAAAACUCUCCAUUAAACACGGUAGUGGUCACAGUGAGCGCAACUGAUGCAGACGAGGGAAUGAAUGGAAAGGUGAUUUACGAGAUUGAUCACAUCUCUGAUGAAAAUAACGUGUUUACUCUUGAUCAGGAAACAGGGGAAGUCAGAGUUAGUGGAUCAAUAGAUUAUGAAGAUUUACCUGCCUAUGAAAUGCAAAUUACAGCCAAAGAUGGUCUUGGUUUAGUGUCUUCCUGUACUCUAAUAAUUGACGUUACAGAUGUCAAUGAUAACGCCCCCCUUACGUUUAUUAAGUCCUUGAGGAAUCUUGUACCAGAAGACACCCCUCCUGGUACAGAGGUGGGCAUCAUUAAUGUGCAGGACAGAGACUCUGGGAAUAACGGACAGGUCCGCUACUCCAUUCAACAAGGCGCCCCAUUUAAAUUAGUCCCUUCUAUUAAAAACUACUAUUCUCUGGUGACUACAGGUCAACUGGACCGUGAACUAGUGUCUGAAUACAACGUUACGAUCACUGCCACUGACGAAGGCUCUCCACCUCUUUCCUCUUCUAAAACUGUUCAGUUAUCUGUAGCAGACAUCAACGACAACCCACCUGUGUUUGAGGAACAGUCGUACAGCGCAUAUGUGAGUGAAAAUAACAAACCUGGCUCCACUUUAUGUUCCGUUACUGCUCGAGACCCCGACUGGAGACAAAACGGUACAGUGAUUUAUUCUCUGUUAGCUGGUGAGGUGAACGGAGCCCCGGUGUCCUCCUAUGUAUCUGUUAACGGAGACACGGGGGUGAUCCACGCUGUGAGGUCGUUUGAUUAUGAACAAUUCAGGAGUUUUAAAGUCCACGUGACGGCCAGAGACAACGGGUCUCCUCCGCUGAGCAGCAACGUGACCGUCAGUGUGUUCAUUUCGGAUUUGAAUGAUAACUCUCCUCAGAUACUGUACCCCGCCGCUGAGGGCAACUCCUUCAUGACCGAGCUGGUCCCCAAAGCUGCACACGGAGGCUCUCUGGUGUCCAAAGUGAUAGCGGUGGACGCGGACUCCGGACAGAACGCCUGGCUGUCCUAUCAUAUAGUGAAAUCCACUGAUCCGGGACUUUUCACUAUUGGUGUCCACAGCGGAGAGAUCAGGACACAGCGGGACAUUUCUGAAUCUGACAGCAUGAAACAGAACCUUAUUGUGUCAGUGAAAGAUAACGGACAGCCCUCUCUCUCUGCCACCUGUUCCAUGUAUUUACUUAUUUCUGAUAACUUGGCUGAGGUCCCAGAACUGAAGGAUAUUUCUUACGAUGAGAAGAAUUCCAAACUGACCUCUUAUCUGAUCAUCGCGUUGGUGUCUGUGUCCACCUUUUUUCUGACUUUCAUCAUCAUCAUCCUUGGUGUGAGGUUUUGUCGCAGGAGAAAGCCCAGACUGUUGUUUGAUGGAGCAGUUGCCAUCCCCAGCGCUUAUCUCCCUCCUAAUUACGCAGAUGUUGACCCCACAGGAACUUUACGCAGCACUUAUAAUUAUGACGCCUACUUGACAACAGGUUCUAGAACCAGUGACUUUAAGUUCGUUUCAUCUUACAAUGACAACACUCUGCCUGCUGACCAGACUCUGAGGAAAAGUCCAUCAGACUUUGUUGAAGAAUUCGGGCAGUCAGAUAAUUCCCCAGAGGUAGGUCAACAUAUGUUAUAA
Messenger RNA from Scomber japonicus (chub mackerel), 2418 nucleotides. Its product is annotated as protocadherin gamma-A11-like. The record is from RefSeq and is a predicted model, not a curated record. The transcript has a single exon. Gene Ontology annotation, molecular function: calcium ion binding. The coding region runs from base 1 to 2418 and encodes 805 amino acids. NCBI's taxonomy places the organism in Eukaryota, Metazoa, Chordata, Actinopteri, Scombriformes, Scombridae. Gene Ontology annotation, biological process: homophilic cell-cell adhesion. Gene Ontology annotation, cellular component: plasma membrane.